CAAUUUAAAUAUUCAAAUAAAUUUUUAAUAUUCAAUUAUUUUAAACUAUAAUCAGAAAUAUUAUAUUACAUUUUUCAUAAAAUUUUGAAUAACCUGAAAAUUAUCAGUAGCCAUCUUGAACAAAGCGUUUACACACAAACACAAACAUUGGUAGUGGUGAAAUCAGUAUGAUAAAAAUUGUAAUUUUUUAUUAAUUUUUUUUAGUCAAAAUUUUUUAUAAUAGGUUUAUGUAGAUUAAAUAAUGUUAUGUUGAAUUCGUAUUUGAAAUGUUUUCUUAGUUAUGGCUGCUUCUAGAAAACUACAAGGUAAUUAUAAGUAGUGCAUAAUUCAUAAUUGUACAGUUAUUUACUCAAAAAUUAUUCAAAAGAAAAUUAGGCAUAUGAUUUUAUAAGGGUAUCACCAUUUUACCAAUUUCAACAAUUUUAUUUAGAAUUUUACAAGUUUUGCACAUUUUUAAAUUAACUGCUGUUUGAUUAUAUUUGUGGUGAUAUUUAGAUACUGUUAGUAUAAGGAUUAAAAAUAAUUUUAUUAACUUAAAAAAAAAUAAACUACCCAAGUAUAUGCUUAAUUGUUUGUUUUUAUUACAUUAUUUGAAAUUGAGUUAAUUAUCAAUUAAGUAGUAGAAAGUUUUUUUUUUUCAAAUAAUAAACAAAUAUAAACUCUAAUUGAUAAAUUUGUGGUUUUAUUUCAAAAUGUAUUUAUUUACCUGUGAGUACUUACUAAAUUGUGUACAAUCUUUAGGUGAAAUUGAUCGGUGCCUUAAGAAAGUUACCGAAGGAGUUGAAACAUUUGAGGAUAUUUGGCAAAAAGUGCAUAAUGCAACAAAUAGUAAUCAAAAAGAAAAAUACGAGGCUGACCUCAAAAAGGAAAUCAAGAAAUUGCAAAGAUUACGUGAUCAAAUCAAAAGUUGGAUUGCAUCUGCAGAAAUUAAAGACAAAAGUGCUCUACUUGAUUACCGUAAACUUAUAGAAACUGUUAGUAUAUUUUAUUAGUUAUACACACUUUUAAUUGUACCUAUCAACUAUCUUCUGACAUAUUAUUUUUAAUUUUAGCAAAUGGAAAGGUUUAAAGUGGUCGAACGAGAAACAAAGACUAAAGCUUAUUCUAAAGAAGGGUUGGGUGCUGCCCAAAAAUUAGAUCCCGCUCAAAAAGAAAGGGAAGAAAUAAGUGCAUGGUUAACACAAUCAAUUGAGUCGCUCAAUAUUCAAGUAACUUAACUUUUAUAUACUUAAUGAAAUAAAUACUGAGAAUGUUUGCUCAUUUUUUUUUUUUAAGAUGAUUCUUUACUCUAAGUUUCAAAUUUAAAUUCUUAAUUUUUUUUAUUUCGAAAAUAUUUAAAAAAAAAUAUACACAUUAUAUUUCUGUAUGUUGUAUAAAUGGAUAACAAAUAUUAAAUUUAUCAAUAUUAGAUUGACCAAUAUGAAUGUGAAAUGGAGUCAUUACUUGUUGGAAAGAAAAAACGAUUAGACAAGGAUAAACAAGAAAAACUAGAUGAACUAAAAUCGAGAGUAGAACGACAUAGGUUCCAUAUACGAAAAUUAGAGACUGUUUUAAGAAUGUUAGAUAAUAUGUCAGUGGAAGUUAAAAAGGUAUUAUUAAAAUUGAUUGACCAUAUUUAAAUACACACACACAUAUUACAAAUAUAGAGUGUCUCUUAAAGAUAUGCCCAUUGUGGUAAUAUCUAAGAAAGUACUUAACUUUUUUCAGAAUUUUUAAUUUGUUGGAACAUUUUAGAAACAAGUAGCUCCAAAGUGUUAUAUUUUUAUUAUUUUUGGAGGUUAAAUGAUUACCUACUUUUAAUUUUUAAAAAGCAGACUAUAUUAUUUGUUUAAAUAUAUUUUGAGGUUUAAAUUUUUAUUUCUAUCAACCUGUUGAUGAGGUAUUUUACUUUUAAGUUUGGGUAGAGCUGGUAGGGAAAGUAUUACGGAAAAAAAAAUUAAAUACUGCUAAUUGUGAACCACCAAAAUGAUACUCUCCCCCUAUUUAAACAUUAAAGUGGAUUAUCAUCUCAAUGGAUUGAUAAAAAUAACAAAUUUCAACACCAAUUGUAUUUAAACCAAACCUCUAUCACUUUUUGGGGUUUUUAUUAUUAAUUGCUAUUUGAAAAUCGAAAAUAUGUAAUCGUUUCUCCCCCCCCCCAAAAAAAAAAAAAAAGGAUUCUAAAAAAAUGGUAAUGUAACAUUUCAGAGCUGCUUGAUUGAUACAUAGUCUAACGAAAAAUUGUUUUAAAAGAUAAUACUUGAUGAGAUAUUAUAUUGGAUGUAUAUUUGUGGAAUACCAAAUAUAAUGUAUAAAGUAUUAAUAUUUUUCCAAUUUUUUUUUUUUUUAGAUUCGUUCAAUUAAAGAUGAUGUAGAAUAUUAUAUUGAAGCAUCACAUGAAGAAGAUUUUAUGCAUAAUGAUGACUUAUAUGAUGAUAUUAUUGGAUUGGCUGAACUUGAAUUAGGAGUUUCUGCAAAUAAUUCUACUGAAGCAAAUGGUAAUUAUAAUUUUGAUAAAAAUAGUAAAGAAGUAAUUUAGUAGUAAAUAUAUUAUAAUAUAAAUUGUAUUUUGGUGUACCAAAAAAUUUUGAAUUAAUAGGUACACCCACUAGCCAAACUGCAAGUGUCACUGGUUCUUGUCCAGCAUCUCCUGCUCCAAUGUCACACAAUCAUUCCAUUGAAGAGCCUGUUUCAGUGGCUUUAAUUACAACUUCCCCACCAGUAUCAACAACUACUGUUGCUACAAUUAGUGAAUCAGUUUCAACGAUCUCUACCGUAUCUACAGUUGUACCUUCUAUUAUUUCUACUUCUUUUGUAGCAGCACCAGUUCGAAAAAAAAAAGAUGAAAUUACUAAAGUUAGUUCAUUUACUAUAACGUUAUAAUUUAAUGUAAUAAUUUACAUGAUGCUAAAUUUUUAUUUAAUUUAGAAUACAAUUAAACCAAUGCCUAUUAAACCCAAUUCUUCAAAUAGUACUAAUUCAACAGUCAAUAGUAAAGCUCCAACAAUAGCUGCUGUUGUUAAAUCAUCUGUUAGUAAUCAUACUACUACAACAUCCAGUGUACCUAUUAUGGCUCAAUCUAUAACUACUCAAUCUAAUACUAUUACAGUAGGUAAUUUUGCAACAGUAGCAGCUUCAAAUCUUCAUAGUAAACAUACACGUAAGUUUAUAACACAAUUUUAAAUAUUAGAAGUUAUUACAUUGUUUUAUUUUAAAAAAAACUGUGUUAAAUUAUGUAUUGAAGUAAAUAACUUAAUUAGAGGUAUUUUUUGUCAAUUUGUUAUUACUCCAACAAUUUUGAAUUAAAAAAUAACUUCUAACAUAUAUUAAAUAAUAUAUUUUUAUCCUCCUUUUUUGUGUAAAAAAAAAUAUUUUCGUUAAACUUUUGUAGAACUUGCCUUUAAGUCUCAUAGAAUUCCCUUGUUAUAUAAAACACCUUGUGUUUUUUCCUACUUUUAUCCAAUCACACUUAAUACUAUAACAUAUUCUUAUAGUACAAAGCCAUCAUUAUUUUAUACAAAAGAUUCUAGGCUUUUAAAACUCAACCUCGCCUAUAGCUGUUGCAUAUUGUUAUUAGCUCUCUUGUGGUGUGUUUUCAAACUCAUACUUUGUUUUACUUCUACUUUUCCUUAGUCCUUUUUUUUUUCAAGUUCUAUUCUCCACUCCUCUCAAGCCUAUUGCAUACUUUUUUAGAUUUUCUUUUAUCAAAGCUAUAUCAUCUGUAAACAUCAUGGAUCAUGGUACCCCUCUCACCUGUUCUUAUGUACAAGUGAGAUGGGGCAUUCCACACAAGUAUUGUAUGAGUUCGAUGUCCUGACAGUAUUUUACACCUAUUGUCGUCCUGAUACAAACCCAUUUGUUUUCUUUUAUGAUAGGUAAAUGUACUGUAGGAGUAUUCUGAUCCCUUCCAACAAAGAGAAUGAUAUUGUCAAAUGUAAGGUAAAUUUCUCCAACCCACUGAAACAUUACCAUAUGCUUACUGAAAUCGUUCAUCUGAGCAUUUUAUUAGUAGGAGCUCAGGGUCCCUGGUUUGGUAAACUUGUAGUAUCAUAUGCUCCCCUGAAGUUAUUACUCUUAAAAUGUAUAAAACUAUCAAAAAUAUUUCUGCCUCUUAUGCAGGGCAUACAUCUAUGCAGCGUAGUGAGAAAUUGAGUGAAAACUACAUUGUAAAUAUUUUAGGAUCUCCUUGUUUCUUCUAUGUUUCUAAUGGUUUUAUAUAUUUAAUCCCUAAGAUAUCAAACAAAAUCAUUGGUUAAACCAAAUUUUUGUAGUAUUUACCAUUCAGCCUAAUUGGAAUCCUCUUAUCAUGCAGAUAGCUCUCUCUAUUUCAUCCAAAUAUACUAAAUCCUUUUUUUGUAAAAGAGAUCCCAAAUUCUUACAUUUUUUCUUUACGGGUUUCUCCUUAGCUAUUGUCAUACCUCGCUUUAAUCAACCAUCACUCUGCUUGUACACAUACUCAACAAUUUUCAGUGUUUUCUAAAAUGUUUAAUAGAUUAUAAUAUGCAUGCGAUAGUUUGGUAAUUUAGUAGAUAGUAAAAUAUAUGUUAUUUAUAAUUUAAUGACAAUGAAACAUUGUUUUGUAAACAAAAUGAUUUUAAUAUUAUUGUAUAAUAUUUAUAAUUUUUUUUUUCUAUAGAACCACAAUCCGUUGAAAGUACUUCUGUUGCUACAUCUAUAACAACUUCUCCAUCAUCUUACCAUACAAAUAAUGUUUCAACUACGCAAGUAAAUGUGAAUAAUUCGGACAGUGUUGUUAAUUGUGUAUCAUCUACACCUUCAUCACUCAGUUCUACUACAUCACCAGUACAAAGUGAUUCUCAUUCAGCUUUAUCAUCACUUAAGACAAUGGCACAAAAAGCAAUUGAUCAAGCUGGAAUUGAUAUAAAUCAACAAUCUUCUGACUCUAAAAGUAAUUAUAAAACAAUUUAUGUAUGCAUAAUUAAUACAAAUAAUAUUGAAUUAUUUCUUUUAUAUUAUGUGGAUUUUACAUUUAAUAUUUAAACAAAUUAUAAUAAUCUUACUUUCAUUUUGCUGUAAAAUUUGGAGAGGUUAUAGUUUUUUUUUAAAACAUUUUUUGAAAGUUCAGUUUACUAUCAUAUGUUGUAUAUACUUAAAAAUAGCAUAUGUAAUAAAAAAUGUAUUUAAUUUUAAUCACAAAACAAAUGAAAUGUGUUAUUUUAUAUCACCACAAUGAUAAAUAAUAAUUAUGUUCGUAUUGAGUACAUUAUUUAGUGUAUCUAGGUGUGUUAAAUAUAUGGUCAUAUAGUUUUAACUGUUUGUAACUAAUCAAUAAAAAAUAUUGUUUUUAUGUAUGUUAAAAUGUUAUAAAGAGGAUGUUAUAUCCGUAUCUAGUGUCUCAGUCCAACUAUUAGGUAACAUACAAAAACAAUGCUUAUGCAGAAAUAAGUAAAAUUAGCUUAAUUUUGAUUUAAGAUUAAAAGUACCUAUUAUGAAAUGUAUAGAAAAUAAUAUUGUCAGGUGUUUUUUGAAUUAUGAACUAUUAAAAAAGAAAAAAAAAGUUUUUUAUCUUUUAUAUCGAGUUUUAUAUUUUGAAUAAUACAAAAAUCUAAUUACAUUCCCUCCUAAAUAUUGUUCUUUAUACAUUUCAUAAUAGAUACUUUUACUCUAAAAUCAAAAUUAUUGAACUACUCUUUCUGCAUUAGCAUGGUUUUUGCAUACUAUCUGGUAGUUGGACUAAGACAGUAGAUGUGGGUAUAACGUCUUCUUAAUGUUGUUUCACAUUAAAUAAAUAUUAUUAUUUAUUAUUAUUUUUUUUUUUUCUUUUGAAGGUAUGAGUUCAAAUGUAGUUCAAAAUGCAAGUAGUCAUCUUAGCGUACAGCAACAACAAUCACAACAGCCACCUGUUUUGUUUGAAGCUAAUAUUUCUCCCUUAUUAGGAGUAGCUCCAUUGGGUCCUGUUCCACUUUCCAAAGACCAUCAAUUUCAAUUUACAAUGCUUGAAUCUGCAUUUGUACAUUUACCUCAUCCAUCAGAUUCUGAACGAAUCAAACUAUAUUUGCCUCGAAAUCCAUGUUCAACACCUCAUUAUUAUAACCAAGUAAAUAAUAUAAAACAAAAAAUAGUAUAAUAUUUAUAGUGAUAUUAAUUUUGUGCUUUAGGGACCUCUUCCCCAUUCCGACAGUUUAGAAUUUUUCCAAAGACUUUCGACAGAAACUCUCUUUUUUAUAUUCUAUUACAUGGAGGGGUCUAAAGCGCAAUAUUUGGCAGCUAAGGCACUAAAGAAACAAAGUUGGAGAUUCCAUACUAAAUAUAUGAUGUGGUUUCAACGCCAUGAAGAACCUAAGUUAAUUAAUGAAGAAUAUGAACAGGUUUGAUAUUAAUUAUAAUGGUUUUUAAUUUGUAAACUACAUGUAAAUUAUCAUUAUUUAACUAGGGCACUUACAUAUAUUUUGAUUAUGAGAAAUGGGGUCAGCGAAAAAAAGAAGGCUUCACGUUCGAGUAUAAAUAUCUGGAAGAUAGAGAAUUAAAUUGAAAAUUGUGUUAUUUUUAUAUAGUCCUAUACUGAAAUAAUAAUUAAAAAAAAAAAGAAUAGAAUAUAAUCCACGAAUAAAAGGAUUAUUUUUGCCCCCUUACAACAUGUGAUAUGAUUUGGAAAUUUGGAGAAAAGGAAUUUGGAGUGUACUAUAUUUUUUUUUUAAUUUUUAAAAAAUAACUUUAAUAUAGUCUUUGUUUGUAUGUAUAGUACAUAUUAACUAAAUGAUGUACAUAUUAACAGACUGCUUUAAAUAUUUUUUCUAAAUUAUAUGUUCUUUAACCAAGAAGUACUAGGAUUUUAUAUCCCAUAUGUAUUCCUUGGAGAAUAUCAUCAUUUCUUUCUUUUUUUUUUUCAAUAGUAUUUUUGUUUCGAGUUUUAAAAUAUUACAAAUAGAAUUAUUAUUAGCAAAACAGUUAAAUUUAUUAUAGUUUAAUAUUAGUGUUUUUUCUGUAUCUAUUGUACUUUUUGUACCUCAGAUUUUUUGUCAAUGUUAUUAAAUCUGUGAUGCCAAAAAGUUAAUUUUAUUGGUGUCAUUCAAAAAUUAUGUAAAUUGUCCAUUCCCUGUCUUUUGGAAUUAGUUUUUCCUUCAUUUGAGUAUGUAUAUAAAAACUGAUUAAUACUAUUCAGUCAAAUACAUAAAUCUUAAUUUAAUUAAAAUAAAGCGAUAUAUAUAUAUAUAUUUUUUUAAUGAUGAAAUUGUAUACAUUUAUAUAAAAAUGAACAGUUUUUUAUUAAGUUUUAAAAUUUAUUUGUGUAUAUUAGAUAAUUUUUGAAUGACCCUUUUUUUAUAAACAAAUUAUUAUCCUUUCCUUAUAAUUAAAUUCAUAUAAAAUUUACAUUAUUGGUUGUAAUUUAUAUUUUUCUCAUAUUAAAUUGAAAAAGUAUAGAUUAAGUUCUACAAUUUAAAAUCGCCCUUAUUGUACUUAAAAAUGACUUACUGUAGAACAAAACGUUUAGCUACUAUUUUUAUACUACUGUGUAUAACAUCUAAUAAUUUUUACUGUAAAUAAAUUUACCAACAGUAAAAUUGUAUUUAUUAAGAGUCUUUCAAAAACUAUUUAUAAUAAAUAUAUAUAUAUAUAUUUCAUCAAUAGAAUUAAGGUUUUUUUUUAUAAUAAUAAUUUUUUUUUUUUGUACAAUUUUUUAAUUCAUUGGUUAGGAACAAUAUUUCAAAUGUUGACUACUAAUCUUAAAUAUUUAAAUAAUUUUUGAUUGACUCUUAAAACUUUUUAUUAAAAACCAAUCAACCUCAGUGAUCAUUAAUCAGUGUAAUACAUAUUUAUAUUAUUUUAUAGACCAGGAAAGUAUUAAAUUAAGUUACUUUUCCUCUUGUGAUUUAUCUUAGGGACAAAAUGAUCAAUGUUUUUUUUUAUUAUUAUUGUUGGCUGUUAUACUAAGCUAUAAUUCUGUUUAAUACAUGGAUUAACAGAUUGAUGUUUUGUUCCUACAGCAUCUUAUAAACCAAUCAAAUGAAUGAUAGAUGUACAAAAAGUAAGCUAUGUAAUAAAAAAAAUAUAUAUUAAAAUUAUGUUUUGAUAUUACUUUUUAUUUUUUGACUUAGUUAUAACUUAAGUUGAUGAGAUCUAAAUUUAAAAAAUUUUGUUCAUAGAAUAUAAAUACUUAUCAACACAUUUAUUUAAUUUGAAAUUUAUUUUUAUAAUAAUUAUAACAAUAAAGAAUGUUCAUUGUAUAAUUAAAACUGUUCAUCAAAGAUUAUUUAAUUAAAUGAUUUAAUAUAAAAAUAAUAAGUGUUAAAUUGAAUCUAAAUGAAUUAAAGUGUUUUGUACAAUGUCACUACAUUCCUCAUUUAAAGCCACCCUUCCCAAAUGCUGUGGCAGAGUCCAACAGAUCACAUUUAUUUAAUAUUAUGGUAGAAUCCAAGCGCCCCUCCCCUCUCAAAUCUUUUAAGAUAAUUGCACCACUGUUGUAGGGUAUAAAUUUAGGGUCAUUUCAUUUAACUCUAUGCAAAAUAAAUAAUUUUCAUAACAACCAAUUCUGAAUGAAGUUUGACUAAACAUGUUUAGUUAGAUUAAAAUUACAAAAUGUAUAUCUUCUUCUAAGUCCCAAUUAUAUAGUCGGCCAUCCUCAACCUAAACUUCCGCUUGAUUCGAUUUCCUAUCUCAUAUACACUGAGUGUACUUAUGUUUUUUGUCUUCUUAUUUCUCUCUACCCUUAUGAUUAUAUUCAUUACCAUACUACUUCCGAUUCCUCUAACCUCACAAGAUGCCUAAACUACCUUAGUUUAGUUUCUCAUAUUUUGUUUACUAUUGAAGCAAUGUCUAAACUACUACAAAAAGAAAUGAUUGAAAUUGAUCAGCGAAGUGAACCCUACCACAAGUGAUCAACAUGACUUUACUACGAGAAAGCACUCGAUAGGUACCUGCCAUGUCUGGUAAAUAAAUGAGGAAUCAUAAAGGGUUAGUAUCGGAUUUGGGUUGGAUUGAUGUGGUGAAUUAAAUGGCUUGUUUGAUUUUUAAUAUAUACUACCCCUUUUAAUUAAAUAAAAAAAAAAAAAAAACUAUUUCUUAUUACAAUAAAUAAGAAAAUUGACAAUGUGUAUUGUUGAAUUUAGAAGAAAUUUCUUAAGAUUUUUAACUACCUAAUAUUAGUCUAUUAAGGUAUCUUUACAUACACGUGCGCCAACUAUUGAGUUGCUGUGAUGCUAUUUAACACGUUAAUAUUAUAAAUGUAGAAAAAAUAAUUUUUAAUUAAAAUAAUAUUUUGGGUUUUUUUUUUGUUAUUUUGGUAGUGCCAUCGACUUCUAUCCUUGAUUGUCGAUCUUCCAAAAAUAGAAAACUUUAGAAGAUUCUAAAAAAAAUAAAUACAUC
Cinara cedri is the source of this 9303-nucleotide messenger RNA. NCBI's taxonomy places the organism in Eukaryota, Metazoa, Arthropoda, Insecta, Hemiptera, Aphididae. The record is from the annotation of a GenBank genome assembly.